GUCCUUCUAGCUCAGCUCAGUUUCAACUCCUCCGAUGACUUCGUCCAGGGUGGAAGAGAAGAACGGGUCCAGCGUUCCUUCCCUCGCCGUGCCAAACAGGGGCGGGCCCUGGCCAACGCUGACAGCUCAUUGGCCGACCUGGGUAACAGCGGAGUAACCAACAGUGAAGGUUUCCUGCGAGAUAUCUCUCUGAACGAGUCGCCCGAGCGCGCCUGCCACAGGAAACCUCUCUUCUCCUCCACCCCUAGCUCACGUUCCCUCCCUCCUCCUCCUCCCUCCUUCCUCCGUCCACCCAUCUGUGACAUCAUCUCUCUGAACACCACCCAGGAGGAGCUCGAUGUUCCCGAGGACCCCGUCUCUCUCACAGAGCUGCGCCAGCUGUCGUCCCUGGGCCAGGCGGCGGGACAACCGGAGGUAGGAAACCGUGAAGAGGCGACUCCCCGUGGAUCAACCAGCCUGAGGAGUGACGGGAGCCAGAUUGGAGGCUCGGCGAUCCAAGAUGGCGUCGGUGAGCAGCCGAGCCCGGAGCUGUUCUCCGCGGUUGCCUGUGAGCAGACUGACCCGGACGGGGCCGGGGAGGAAACUGAGGACGGCGGCCAUUUUGUGUCGGCGACGGUGGGACAGGAUUGGCUGGCCGAGGUCGUGAAGGAGAGGUGUCUGACACGGUGCUGUGUCGUACGGCUAGAGAGAGUGCACAAACUGCACGGCGACACCACGUGUUCACCCUGCGUCGACCAGACACGGUCUGUUGACCACGUGCGCUCGGCGACCAGGGGUGAGUCCAUCGACCACUCGGAGAUCUGGGAUCCCUCUAGAGACCACACAGGGUCAGUGACUGAAGGUCAGUCCAUCGACCACUCGGAGAUCUGGGAUCCCUCUAGAGACUGCACAGGGUCAGUGACUGAAGGGCAGUCUGUAGACCACUCGGAUAUCUGGGAUCCCUCUAGAGACCACACAGGGUCAGUGACUGAAGGUCAGUCUAUAGACCACUCGGAUAUCUGGGAUCCCUCUAGAGACCACACAGGGUCAGUGACUGAAGGUCAGUCUAUAGACCACUCGGAGAUCUGGGAUCCCUCUAGAGACCACACAGGGUCAGUGACUGAAGGUCAGUCCAUCGACCACUCGGAGAUCUGGGAUCCCUCUAGAGACUGCACAGGGUCAGUGACUGAAGGGCAGUCUGUAGACCACUCGGAUAUCUGGGAUCCCUCUAGAGACCACACAGGGUCAGUGACUGAAGGUCAGUCUAUAGACCACUUGGAUAUCUGGGAUCCCUCUAGAGACCACACAGGGUCAGUGACUGAAGGUCAGUCUAUAGACCACUCGGAGAUCUGGGAUCCCUCUAGAGACCACACAGGGUCAGUGACUGAAGGUCAGUCCAUCGACCACUCGGAUAUCUGGGAUCCCUCUAGAGACUGCACAGGGUCAGUGAAUGACGGGCAGUCUGUAGACCGUGCGGUCAACGACAGCGGUCAGUCUCUGGGCCGUAUCGGGUCUGUCAGCCGGACCAGUGAGGAACCGGUCAGGGUGAAGCAGAGGCUGACCGAAACCCGACCCCACAGAGAGACCAGACUGACCGUAACCCGACCCCACAGAGAGACCAGCCUGACCGUAACCCAACCACACAGAGAGACCAGCCUGACCGUAACUCGACCACACAGAGAGACCAGCCUGACCGUAACUCGACCACACAGAGAGACCAGACUGACCGUAACUCGACCCCACAGAGAGACCAGCCUGACCGUAACUCGACCACACAGAGAGACCAGCCUGACCGUAACUCGACCACACAGAGAGACCAGCCUGACCGUAACCCGACCCCACAGAGAGACCAGCCUGACCGUAACCCGACCCCACAGAGAGCCCAGCCUGACCGUAACUCAACGCUCAGAGAACGUUCCCAAGGACAGUCUCGUCCCUAAAGACCACGUUCCCAAGGACAGUCUCGUUCCUAUAGAGCACGUUCCCAGGGACAAAGACAGUCUCGUCCCUAUAGAGCACGUUCCCAAGGACAGUCUCCUCCCUAAAGACCACGUUCCCAGGGACAGUCUCGUCCCUAUAGAGCACGUUCCCAAGGACAGUCUCGUCCCUAAAGACCACGUUCCCAGGGACAAAGACAGUCUCGUCCCUAAAGACCACGUUCCCAGGGACAGUCUCGUCCCUAAAGACCACGUUCCCAGGGACAGUCUCGUCCCUAAAGACCACGUUCCCAGGGACAGUCUCGUCCCUAUAGAGCACGUUCCCAAGGACAGUCUCGUCCCUAAAGACCACGUUCCCAGGGACAGUCUCGUCCCUAUAGAGCACGUUCCCAAGGACAGUCUCGUCCCUAAAGACCACGUUCCCAGGGACAAAGACAGUUUCGUCCCUAAAGACCACGUUCCCAAGGAAAACCCCCACAGUAGGAAGGUGGGAGGAGCUCCUAAAGAGGGGAGGAGCGUGUCUCGGGAGCGGCCCGCCACCAGUAGGAAGGUGUGUGUGAGCGGUGUGAGUGUGAGCCGCUGGGGAAGGAGAGACGGGGCUCCCAACAGCAGAGCAGCACCUCCCCCUGGCCGAGCUGGGGACUGCAGCAUUACUGAACUGCUGUCUGCUCAACACACACACGGGGUAUCCAGUCUAUCAGACAGUAUAGUAUUGGGGACUCCAGUUCGUGGUAACAGACUCCACCUGUCCUCUCUGCUGGUCAACCUCACUCCUGAGACUCACACCUGGAGUCGCCUCAAAGCUGCCCUCUCCCUACACAGGAAGACCAAAGCGUUCCUGACUCCGAAGAGGCCUCUCUACCUGCUGUCCUCUCCUGAGGCGGAGCUAGGGGUGGGACUAGGGGCGGAGCUAGAGGUGGGACUAGGGGCGGAGCUAGGUGAUGUCAGUCAAAAACUGUUCUCCACGCCCCGCCCACCAAACCUCCGCUCAACGAUACGGGGGAGCACUCUGAGUGUGUAUCCAUUAGACGGAGAGCUGUCUGAUGACCAGAAGGUGUUUUCGGAGUGUAACCAGACAGGACCUCUGGGCUUCCAGGACUGUCUCCCAGCAGCCCGGAUGAAUCUGUGUAGGAAGGUAGGAGAGGGGACCUUCGGAGAGGUCUUCAGUACCACCAACACCUCUGGAGACGCCGUCGCUCUCAAGAUCAUCCCAGUAGAAGGAUGUGACCAGGUGAAUGGAGAGGAACAGAAAACCUUUGGAGAAAUCCUCCACGAGAUUAUAAUCUCCAAGUACGUUUAUCAUCUCUGUCCUAAUAUAAUAAUAAUCCUGACCCGCCCGUGUCUGUGUGCCUGUCUGAGACCCUAA
Messenger RNA from Oncorhynchus nerka (sockeye salmon), 3282 nucleotides. RefSeq lists its product as uncharacterized. The transcript is spliced from 5 exons. The annotation marks the transcript as partial. NCBI's taxonomy places the organism in Eukaryota, Metazoa, Chordata, Actinopteri, Salmoniformes, Salmonidae. Gene Ontology annotation, molecular function: ATP binding. The record is from RefSeq and is a predicted model, not a curated record.